Messenger RNA from Opisthocomus hoazin, 1962 nucleotides. The record is from RefSeq and is a predicted model, not a curated record. NCBI's taxonomy places the organism in Eukaryota, Metazoa, Chordata, Aves, Opisthocomiformes, Opisthocomidae.
AUGACUUUACUAGCAUUCAUCUUCCUGCUCGCCUUCCUCCCAAAGGAAUCUGCAAGCAGCAGAUACCCCCCCAAGGCAUCAAGUAACCCUGUGUUCGGACCACGGCAGGUAUAUGGUCUGUUCAACGGGUCAGCUACCGUGAAAUGCUUCUACCCUCCAACGAGCGUGAACAGACACGACAGAAAGUACUGGUGCAAGGAAUCGGCCAGGGGCUGCUUUACUGUUGUCUCCACCAGUGGCUACACUGCGCCAGGCUACCAAGGCAGGAUCUCCAUCAUUGACUACCCACAGGCAGAAAACUUCCAGAUUAACAUCUCUGAGCUUAGAGCCACUGACACAGGCACCUACCAGUGCGGUAUUGGUAUCAAUGGCAGAGGGCUCUCCUACAAAGUCAGUCUGGAUGUUUCUGAAGGUCCACAUGUGCCCGAGGGAGCCGAGCUCUUCUACGUGAAGCUGCACAGCACUCUGACCAUGUCCUGCAGCUUCGGGACAGAGUAUGAGAGCAUCAGGAAAUUCUUGUGCAAGAUGGAUAAAAGCGGCUGCCAUAACAUCGUCGAUACUUAUGGGAAUGUUGAUGAGGGUUACACAGGGCGAGUUCUGCUGAGCAGUGAGGAGCUUCCAGGUUCAUUCAGCGUCACGAUAACCCAGAUGGACUGGGAAGACUCCGGCUUGUACCUGUGCGGUGCCGGCGUCUAUGGGGAGAGCGGAGAAACAAAGGAACUGGACGUGCAUGUCUAUGAGGAGACGAAAAUUCCUCAAGGAACUCCCACAAUAACUGGAGUAAAAGGAAGCUCAGCCACUUUUCAAUGCCACUAUAAGCCUCUAAGAUCAGCCUCAGUGAAGUACUGGUGCAAGUGGAGAACGAAUGGGUGUGCUCGGAUCAUAGACAGCUCUGGGUUUGUGCUGGCCUCGUACGAAGGCAGAGUGGCCCUGUACGACAGCCCGGUGAACCAAACGCUCACCAUCGUCCUGAACCAGCUGAGCGACAGUGACAAAGGCUACUACUGGUGCAUGACAGAUGAGGAGAAGGAGCAGCAGUCGUCAACUGAGCUGAAGAUCAUAGACGGAGAACCAGGGCUGACAGGAAAGAAGGAAGUGGAGGCACAAGUGGGUUCGCAGGUCAAUUUGGCUUGCUCUUAUCCAUGCAAGUACUACUCCUACCAGAAAUACUGGUGCAAGUGGAGCAGCACCGGCUGCAGCCCCAUGUCUGCUUCGGACCAAAGGCAGCCGGGGUCGAAUGUCACCUGUAACACUGACAACAAGACAGUCAUCCUCAGCUUCGACUCGGUGGAAAAGACAGACCAAGGGUGGUACUGGUGUGGAGUGAAGCGCAACGGCCGCUUCGGGGAAACCAUGGCCGUGUACCUGCAGGUGACCGGAGGAAGCAGUGCCAGCCGCAGCCUCGACCUCCUGAACGCCGAGCCACCCACCAACAUCAAGCCCCCCAGCCACACCGAGGGUGACAGCGUUCCCAAAGCAAGAGCCAACAUUAAAGAUGGGGUGCAAAGCGUGGCUGCCUCAGAAAGCUCUGAUCAAAGCCGAGGCCCCAGUACGCUUGUUACAACCCUGAGCUCUGCUGGUGCCGUGCUCCUGAUCCUCGUGACAGCUUUCACCGUGUUCAAGUACAGGCAGCUGAAGAGGUCUGACCUGGUGUCCGUCGGGAGCUACAGGACGAACAUCAGCAUGUCAGACUUCGAAAGCGUGAAGGAGUACAGCGCAAGCAAUAGCACCUACGUGAAAGAGAACCAGGAGACUCAGAUAGGAGGGGACGAAUUCUUCACCACUGCGGCCACCCUGGAAAGCGCUGCCGAGACAAAGAAAGCAAAAAGGAGCUCCAAGGAGGAUGCUGACCUCGCCUACUCCGCCUUCCUCCUCACCUCCAGCAGCAUCGCGCAGGGCGGCUCCGAGGGGGACAGCGCUGCCCCCGACAUGUCCCCCCCGAACUGGGAGGGCCAGGCCUGA